Selaginella moellendorffii is the source of this 1754-nucleotide messenger RNA. Its product is annotated as probable protein phosphatase 2C 46. Gene Ontology annotation, biological process: protein dephosphorylation. Bases 504 to 1661 code for a protein of 385 amino acids. The record is from RefSeq and is a predicted model, not a curated record. The transcript is spliced from 4 exons. NCBI's taxonomy places the organism in Eukaryota, Viridiplantae, Streptophyta, Lycopodiopsida, Selaginellales, Selaginellaceae. Gene Ontology annotation, molecular function: protein serine/threonine phosphatase activity; cation binding.
UGUAGAAAUUCUUUUAUUGUUUGUUUUGAUUGCUUGUUGUUGGCUAUGGCGACCGCGAGCAAAGCCUACUAAGCAGUGAGCGAGCGGCGCCAGGCCGGCCAGGGUUUCCUCCUCCCAGAUUCUAGGCUAGAAGAGAACAACAGGUCGUCCGAUCGAGGUAUCGCGUCGACAUCGCGCGAGCUCGCGGCGAUCCAGCGCUUUGCGCGACGCAGCGCGGCGGCGUGCAGCGGCGACGCCAGGGAAUUGAAUCCUCGCCCCGCGCAGAUCUAGCGCGGCACGGAUCUGCCAGGUCCGGUGAGUCGAAAUUUCUUGAGCUGGGGUUUUGGUGUGGAGCGAGCGGCCUAGGCGCGGAUUAUCCGAAUUCCUUGUCCGGCAAGCUUGGGCGGCGUGAUCGCGCACGGCUUUUGGGGGAUCAGAUGGUGUGAUGGGGCGAUUUGCCAAGUAGAGGAGGAGGAAAAGGGAAGACGAAGAAGAAUGAAUGAGGAGCGGCGAUGAGAUGAGGCAUGCUGGCGUGGUUAGCCAAGACUGUGGCGGCAUGCUGGCACCCAGUGGAGCGCUAUACUCAUGGAAGUUCGUCAAUGACUGAUCGCAAUGACGCGCUUCUAUGGUACCGGGAUUUGGGGCAGCAUGCGUUUGGGGAGUUUUCCAUCGCGGUGGUGCAGGCAAACGCGCUGCUCGAGGACCAGAGCCAGAUCGAGACGGGGCCUUACGGAACUUUUAUCGGAGUUUAUGAUGGUCACGGAGGUCCUGAGGCCGCGCGCUACGUCAACGAGCAUCUCUUCAAGAACUUCCAGAAGAUUGUCCGAGAGCAGCAAGGGACCAUGUCCAUCGACGUGUUGCGGAAGGCAUUUUUGGCGACCGAGGAAGGAUUUCUAAACCAUGUCGCGGGCUUGUGGGACGUCAAGCCGCAGACCGCCGGCGUUGGGACGUGCUGCCUGGUGGGAGUCCUGUGGGGAGGAAUGCUCUACGUUGCCAACGUUGGCGACUCUCGAGCAGUGAUUGGAACGUCGCGCAGUAGAAGCAGCCACGCGGAGGUGGGCGCUGGCCAGCUUUCCGUGGAACACAAUGCAAGCUCCGAGGCCAUACGACACGAGCUCAAGUCCAUGCACCCCGAUGACCCUCAGAUCGUCAUGCUCAAGCACGGAGUGUGGCGAGUCAAGGGAAUCAUCCAGGUGUCGAGAUCCAUCGGCGACUUCUACCUCAAGAAGCAAGAGUAUAACCGGGAGCCUUUGAAUCCUCGCCUCCGCCUCAGCGAGCCUCUGCGUCGGCCCGUGCUGACCGCGGAGCCAUCGGUGAAUGUCCACGUCGUCCAGUCCAUGGAUCGUUUCCUGAUCUUCGCGUCCGACGGGCUGUGGGAACAUCUGAGCAACCAGGAGGCCGUGGACAUUGUCCAAAACCAUCCUCGCUCGGGAAUCGCGAGACGACUGAUCAAAGCCGCGUUACAGGAGGCGGCCAGAAAGCGUGAAAUGCGAUACUCAGACCUGAAGAAGAUCGACAGAGGGAUCCGGAGGCAUUUUCACGACGACAUAACCGUCGUGGUGAUCUUCCUGGAUCACGACUUGAUCAGCAGAGGGGCGAGCAUUAGUCCCAUGUCAAUAAGAGGCGGUGUGGAUACUCUGGAAGCGGUGGGCAGCACUGAGAGAGUUGCCUCGAGGAUGUAAUUUACUCUGGUCUGGACAUUUUUGUAGUGAUGGAUCAUUAACUGGUUCGCCACUUUGAUACUUGGAAAUGAAUUCAAUCCAAAAAGCUUCGUC